GCUUCUAGUCAAGGCGAUGCUGCUGCUGGAGGACAUGCCUCUCCCGAAGAUGAGACGCAACCAGCUACUGCGGAUGAGCUAGAAGCUUCUAAGCGACCCAAAAGGAAACCACCAGUGAAAGCGGCAGCCAAGUCGGUGACUGCACCUCCGGUGAAGCCAUCAUCACCGAAGCCGUCACCUGGCCAGCCGUCUCCCAACCCAGCACCUACUAAGCGACUGAAAGGGAAGCAGCCCAACUCAGAUGAUCCGUUGAAGAUUAUCCAGCAGUUGCAGGAGGCCAACAAAAAGAUGGAAGAGGAGAUGAUGAAGCUACGAGCCCAAACUUCUAAGCCAACCAAGUCCAAAGGAUCUGCCUACACGACUCCGCCCCCAAAGGUGGCUGCCCCUUCGCCAGGAAAGAAUCCCAGUUCAGGGUCGGGCAAAACCUCUGUGAACCCACCCCCGGAGCGACCUGCUCCGGCAACUGAAGGUGCAAAGUUGAAUCGGCUUCGCCGAUUGUGUGAGAAAAAGCCUUCAGGCCGUUGCAAUGUCCCAGCCGCAGUUCACGAAAAAUGGCUUAAGUCAAACAAGCAGGAAAAGGAAGCAAUGAUUGACGAGCUAGAGUCAGUGAACUGGAGUAAGGGUUUGUUUGUCAGCCGAAUCACCAAGACCAUUUCCCAGAAGAAAACUUUGCAGCGAAAACAGAAGAGAGGUUGGUUCACCAAAGAGCAGAUGCAGCACUCCUUGGGAUGGAGUUUGUCGUACAUCAAGUGCGCCAUCGAGUACUGUGAGAAGCCUGGCAAUGAGCGACUGUGGAAGAAGGAUCGGUACAAUAAGAAGUUGAGAAAGUACUAUGUUGUAUAUGGUGAAGAAGAUGAUGACAUCUCCGAGAAUGAGGAGAUGCAUCAGCAACAUGAAACUGGUGAGGUGACCUGGCCCAAUUAG
Molecule: messenger RNA, 924 nt
Organism: Cladocopium goreaui
Lineage: Eukaryota; Dinophyceae; Suessiales; Symbiodiniaceae
Source: the annotation of a GenBank genome assembly